Molecule: messenger RNA, 1060 nt
Organism: Guillardia theta CCMP2712
Lineage: Eukaryota; Cryptophyceae; Pyrenomonadales; Geminigeraceae
Exons: 11
Coding region: 80-1042 (320 amino acids)
Source: RefSeq, a predicted model, not a curated record
GCUACAUGUCCGAUUGAUGCGGCAUGCGGACUUGCUGCUGCUCUUGCUGCUGAUUGAUGGCAACGGAAGGCAUGGUGGCAUGCACGAUGAUCCCUCCUCUCUCCAUGCGAUUGCGUCUCUGAGCAGUCGGUGCCUGCGGCUUUGCGGAGGAGCGAUAGAGGUCGAGCUUGGGCAAAAAGCAAAAGGGACUGAAAGCCUUCAAGAACUUCUGUUGAGGAUAGAUUACGUGAAGGAGCAGAUGCUCAAGACCAUCGAAGAGUUGGGUUCAUUUCCCGUAGAGAACGUCUCAGAGACUUCCAGGAUAAUGGAAGAAAACGAACAUGGCAUGGAAGUCAAUUUGAGACAUCGCUCUCAAACAUGUGCACAUCCCGAAGGCUGCCUGGAAUCACCUGACAAGGGCUCGCUCCUCUGCAAGCUGCACUCUGCUCUGUCCGAACCUUCGCACGAAAACAGCAUGCUCAAAGGAAAAUGUAUUCAUCCUGCAUGCAACAGAACAGCUUCAUAUGGGUUGAGCUCAAAGCUAGGAGGAGCAACAGGGUUACGACUGCACUGCUCUGCUCAUCGCGAAGCCCUUGAGUCCGACUUGAAAUCAAAGCAAACUUGUUCGUUCCAGGAUUGUGUCAAAAGAGCGAUGUGGAAGAAGCCUGGAGACCUGGAGCCCUCAGCUUGCAAAGAGCACAAAGAAAAGGACUUCAUUCAUGUCCCUCCUAAUCGAUGCUGUCAGCAGACAGCAUGUGAUAAGGUUGCAAGAUUCGGCUACAGGGAUGAUCGGGUCAGACGAUUCUGUAAACUGCAUGCCAGCAGAUCUCAGGAUGACCUGGCGCGCGUUAUGUGCAAGCAUGCUGGCUGUAAGAAGCAAGCGUCAUUCGGCCUUCAUUAUCGAGCAACAGCCGAGUACUGUAUGUCUCACAAGCCAGCCAACUUUUCCAAUGUCAGGAAGAGAAACAAUCAUUCGGAGACUCCUUCUCCAGCUCCAACGCACAAGCCACACGUCGAAAUGCAGGCCCAGCCCACUGAGAAUGUCAGAGAGUUUUGUUGUUAAUAUAGUUGCACUGUUUCA